AUGGACCUUCUCUUACUAGAGAAGUCUCUCAUCACCGUCUUCGUGGCGGUGCUUCUUGCCUCCGUGAUCUCCAAGCUCCGCGGCAAGAAACUGAAGCUACCUCCUGGUCCAACACCUAUUCCAAUCUUCGGAAACUGGCUCCAGGUCGGAGAUGAUCUCAACCACCGCAAACUCGUGGACUACGCUAAGAAGUUCGGAGACCUCUUCCUUUUCAAGAUGGGUCAGCGAAACAUAGUGGUCGUCUCUUCUCCUGACCUAACCAAAGAAGUACUCCACACACAAGGCGUAGAGUUUGGUUCCCGACACAGAAACAUGGUGUACGAUAUCUUCACUGGGAAGGGACAAGACAUGGUGUUCACUGUCUACGGAGAGCACUGGCGUAAGAUGAGACGGAUCAUGACGGUUCCGUUCUUCACAAACAAGGUGGUUCAGCAGAACAGGGAAGGAUGGGAGUUCGAAGCUGCGAGCGUUGUGGAGGAUGUGAAGAAGAAUCCUGACGCAGCCACGAAAGGGAUUGUGGUUAUAAAGCGUUUGCAGUUGAUGAUGUACAACAACAUGUUUCGUAUCAUGUUCGGUAAGAGGUUUGAGAGUGAAGAUGAUCCUCUUUUCUUGAGGCUCAAGUUCUUGAACGGUGAGAGAAGUAGGUUGACUCAGAGUUUUGAGUAUAACUAUGGAGAUUUUAUACCUAUCCUCAGGCCGUUCCUUAGAGGGUAUUUAAAGAUCUGCCAAGAUGUGAAGGAUAGAAGACUAGCGCUUUUUAAAAAGUACUUUGUUGACGAGAGGAAGCAAGUUGCGAGCACUAAGCCUACAGGAAGUGGAGGAUUGAAAUGCGCUAUUGAUCACAUCUUGGAAGCUCAACAGAAGGGAGAAAUCAAUGGGGAUAACAUUCUUUACAUCGUUGAGAAUAUCAAUAUCGCUGCGAUUGAGACAACACUAACGUCUAUGGAGUGGGGAAUCGCAGAGCUAGUGAACCAUCCUGAAAUACAGAGCAAGCUGAGGAACGAAAUCGUCACGGUUCUUGGACCAGGCGUGCAAGUCACAGAGCCUGAGCUUCACAAGCUUCCGUACCUCCAAGCUGUGAUCAAGGAAACAAUCCGUAGAAGAAUGGGUGUGCCUCUACUCGUGCCUCACAUGAACCUCAAGAACGCUAAACUCACUGGCUACGACAUUCCAGCAGAAAGCAGAAUCUUGAUCAAUGCCUGGUGGCUAGCGAACAAUCCUAACAGCUGGAAGAAGCCUGAAGAGUUUAGACCCGAGAGGUUCCUUGAAGAAGAGGCCCACGUGGAAGCAAAUGGUAAUGACUUUAGGUAUGUGCCGUUUGGUGUUGGACGUAGAAGUUGUCCAGGGAUUAUACUGGCGUUGCCCAUUUUAGGAAUCACUAUUGGUAGGUUGGUUCAGAACUUUGAGUUACUUCCUCCUCCGGGACAGUCUAAAGUGGAUACCUCAGAGAAAGGUGGACAGUUCAGCUUGCAGAUACUUAACCACUCCACAGUAGUCAUGAAACCAAGGGACUUCUGA
Molecule: messenger RNA, 1518 nt
Organism: Eruca vesicaria subsp. sativa (arugula)
Lineage: Eukaryota; Viridiplantae; Streptophyta; Magnoliopsida; Brassicales; Brassicaceae
Source: the annotation of a GenBank genome assembly